ACAACAUUGGACGCUUCUGCGAGUAGUGCAAGGUUACUCAGAACAACGCGAAUUCAGAGAUUUCGGAAGUUAGAGACGCGACUUCACAGCAUUCAGUCAAAGGCUGGCUGGCUGACAAGUCCAAGUUUAAGCUCGGGGGUACCGGUGGCGGGUACCGGCAUAUGCUCUCAUUGUGACGACGUCUCGUUGUAGAAUCUCAGUUCAAAAUUCUGAGAAUCUACUCCGAGUCAGCGUCUAAAGAUACGUAACGAGGGAACUGUGAAGAAGAGCGGGGGAACUUGAGCUGCAGCGCAGCGUAGCUCGAGCAGAGUGGCAACAAACAGAAAUGCUCCGUUCUUAGUCGUGGCUCCCGGCCCAACUGCAUGCCAGUAAUUAGCAAUGUUGAGGAGUCGGUGGAGCUCUCGAAGGCUUGUGACUGCGAGGGGAAUGAAGUUUAUCGUCUUGGUCGUUGACUCUUGAGAUUGAGUUGGUGCAGUGGACCUGGGAACAUGUGAGUCCAGUCUCGAAUUUCGAAGAAAGAUGCACUGAAGCAGAGCUGUAAUCUGAGUUGAGACUGGACUGUGACUAAAUUCAGUCGCCCGAGAAAAUCUAUGAAUUCCUUCGCAGGUGGUGGGAAAUUUUGCAGCUUGUGGCACCUCUUUUUGCCGUUGCAGUUCAGUAGCAAACAGGGAGGCAGCCGACAUUGAUGGAGAGAAGUGUUGGGCAGACGUGAAACAGAACUGGGGGUACUUGAAACCUCCAGAAACCAUCUGCGUUUGUGUCCACAAAUUGUUACAUUUCUGUGACAAUUUUGUUACCAGCAGAGCCACAGUUACGUAGAAUCAUGGGUCCAGUUCUUGGAGAAGCCGAGUGGAAGGACUAUGGUGGUAAUAUCAUUGUAAGGUCGUACCCGAACGGCAGAAAAACUGUAAUAUAUGUCGCCCCUGACGGGUCGAAGCUGCGAUCGUGGAAAACUUGUUUGGCCUACAUGGAGGAGAGUCCGAAGUCUGAGACCAACGGGACAUCAACGAAAUCCCUGCCAACAAAGAAGGAUCAAAAGCCGAGUAAAACCGAGAAAGUAAAUGGGGAGUCUGGUCAUGUUUCAGCCUCCGAUCACGAAGAUGGUGAAAGAAAAUCUGUUGCAGUGGAUUUUGCUUCCGAGCUAAGAAAAGCUUCAAACUCAUCAAAAUCAAGCCCCAAGGAGGUCGCGGCCAUCGCUUGUGAGGGUGCAGACGGAUCUGUGAAAGAUUUAUGUAAGAUGAAGAAGCAGAAGGUGAAGGCCGAGACUCUAUCUGAGAGUUCAUCAGGUGUAUCAUCGGAGGAUUCAAAGGGUGCGAGUAUGAGAAGCAGGAAGCGAGUAGGUGAUUCUUUUGGAGAAUCUGCAGAGUGCAAGAAAGCUAGAACCACUGACUGUCCACCUGGCCUUGCUAGCAAAGAUAAUCCAGCGGAUUCGAGUGGAAGAUGUGAGGCAGAUACCGAGGAGGAGAUAACGCCUCAAUACUCAUCCAGACGUCCAAAGAGAGCGGCUGCAGGGACAAACUUCAAAGAGAAGAGGAUACGAUUAGGCGAGAGAGACGCGAGGAUUGAUGCCAAGAAAGAACGUUACGCUGAAGAUCAAACCACCAUGCUUAUGAUGACCCGUUCGGAAUCUGAUGGAUCAGAGGUUCAACAACGAACUGUUCUAGAUUUUUAUCUCCAUGAUGGCCAUGGAAGACUCAGGCCUGUGGAUCCCAUGGAGAAUGGAACCUAUCUUUCAGGACUUUGCAUUUCGAAAGACGGAGCCUUGGAUAAAGACAAAGGUGUUCGCUGUGACUCUCUUGGUCCUGUCCACUCGUGGUCGAUCAUGGGCUACGAUGAAGACCGGGUAGAAAUUGUGCUCUCAACAAGCAUGGCAGAUUAUUACUUGGAUAGGCCUGCAGCGUGUUACAGAAAGAUCUACGGUCCUCUAUUUGAUAGUGCCCGGGUAUGUCGUGAAGUCUAUAGAGCUCUGUCUUUGCCUGAUGGUGGAGACCCAUCGAUGGGUCUUCCUGAUCUUGAACUUCGGCUCAUUAGAUUGUACAACAAUAUGGGUACAUCUGGCCAGUUCUUCAGCCGAGACUACUUGUCCGACAUUGGAGAGUUCGUAGCUACACAGUUGUACGCCUUGGAUGCAGAUGCUCCAGAUGGAUCUCAGCUUUUCAGUGGUUUGGGAUGUCUGGAGGAACUGAAACACUUAUCUGCAAAUCGUAGGCAACGUCGACUAGGAGGCGAGGACUUGCAUGCUGGAGCACCCCUUGCGGAAAAUGAAACUGCGGAUGGAUCUCCCUUGGGAGAUGAUUACAAGCUCGCUCGACGUCUCCAAAAUGUAAUGGACUUGGCCAGUAACCGCCCAGCCAGACGAACUCCAGCCGCCAAGGGGAAGUUCUAUGUCAAAAUAAAUGAGAACGAGAUCGCAAACGACUAUCCGGAGCCCGAGUAUUAUAAGUCGGAUGAACCUGAAACUGACGAAUACGUCAUGUUCGCUGAAGAUGUUCAUCCCGACGAUGAGGAUUUUCCACAUCGCUUUCUUGACAACUGGACACUUUAUAAUUCGGAGAUGAGGUUAGUUUCCUUGGAGCUAUUGCCCAUGCUCCCAUGUGCAGAAAAUGAUAUGCAGAUCUUUGGUUCCGGAGUUAUAUCCGAGGAUGAUGGCUCCGGAUACUACCAUGAAGAAGACGGAGGUGGAAGAAGCAUUCAAGAUGAAGAACGCGGUGGCUUUCGGGUUUUUUUGAGUGCUGUGAAAGAGUGGAAGGUGGAGUGGGGAUCAGGAAUGCUUAUCAUAUCGUUCAGGACAGAAGUAUCUUGGUACCGGCUCGGCACUCCCUCCAGACAGUAUGCUGAUUGGUACAAACCGGUGCAGAAAACUGCCAAAAUUGCAGUUAAGAUCAUAACUAUGCUGAAGGAUGAGAAUCGAGUUUCACGUCUUUCUUUCAACGAUGUUAUCAAGAAGCUGACUGAACAGGCUAGAACUGAGCCAACCUGGAUAGCUUCCAAGCAAGCAGAUGUCGAAAGAUAUGUGAUUGUCCAUGGCCAGAUUAUACUUCAACAGUUUGCGGAGUUCCCUGAUCAACUCAUACAGAAAAGUGGCUUCAUUCUUGGAUUAGCUACGAAAAUGGAGCAGAAGAGUCACGAAAAGCUGGCUGUUUCGAAGAGAAGACUCUUGCUGCAAAAAGAAGUCAAUCUAAAUCCAAGAGCCAUUAUCCAGCCUCAAUCUUCUGACGUGGUCAAAAAGGAGAAGAAAGCACCAAUGCGAGCUACAACUACGCAACUAGUUAAUCGGAUCUGGAGUAAUUAUUUUGGUUCUGAUGCCUCUGAUGCUUGCCCUCCAUGUGAAGAUGAGAGCAAUGCCAAGGAUAGUGAGAUUGUAGCUGUAGAUGUUGUGGACGGAGACGAUUCGGACGAUGAAGUAGUUGAGGUAAUUUCGCCGCCAGUGGGUUUGAGCCCACAAAAAUGUACGAGGCCCAAGUCAACAAGAAACAGCAGUACAAAGCAACAGCUGUGGAAGUCCUCUAGUUCUAAAGUGAAGUGGGGAGAUGAGUCCUCACAUGAGACCCGAGAAGGCUGUCCAGUAUACAAGAAGGCUCUGUUUUCAGGCCUAGAGCUCAAAGCCGGCGAUGCAGUUAGCAUCUCUGGUGAAUCUGCAUCACGACGUUUUCUGAUCGAGUACCUCUACGAUUCAGACGAUGGGCCCAUGAUCCACGGACGCAUGCUCGUGAAAGGUGAGGAGACUAUUCUAGGAGAUGCAGCUAAUGAGCGAGAGCUUUUCCUGACAGAUGCUUGCAGUGAGAUCAGAGUUGCUCAAGUCAAGGAUUUUACACAAGUUGAGAUCAGAAAGCGUAAUUGGGGACAUCAAUUUAGGAAGGAAAAUGCUACUAAAGAUGAAGAGGACAGGAAAAUGGCCAAAGAGCGCAAAAGGAGAGGAUUACCUCAGGAAUAUUUCUGCCGAUCUUGGUGGUCACCUGAAAACGGUGCAUUUUUCAGUGUAUCAUCCGACGCUUUAGGUGUCGGGAGUGGCAUUUGUUCUGCUUGUCAGGCGAGGGAAGAUUGUGAAAAGAAGAUGGAGGUCGAAAUAUAUCCAGAAGGCAGAGGAUUCCGUUGGCAAGGGGUCGAAUACCGCAUCAACGAUUAUAUGUAUCUGGACCCAGAGGCUUUGAAACUUUCUAAGCCAUCCAGUAAGCCGUCAGAAAACACUACUCAUAAGGGAGGUCGUAACAAAGGCCUUCACGCAUUCAUCAUUUGCCAGCUUCUAAGUGUAACCUUACCUCCGACGGCGAAUUCGAAGACAAAAUCUUGCUCUAUGUGUGUGAGAAGAUUCUACAGACCGGAAGACGUUGACAAUAUGAAAGCCUACAAGUCUCAGCUUCACGAAGUAUACUACAGCGAAGAUACAUACACGGUAGAUAUAUCCAACAUUCGUGGAAAAUGUGAGGUUCGGCGGAAUGUACAUAAUCUUGACACAAGCAAGGGCGUUUUCGACCACGUUUUCGUCUGCGACUACGUCCAUGAUCCGAAAACACAAACGAUCAAGCACUUGCCAGCUAAUAUCAAGCUGGGUUCUUCCGAUAAAAAAGUAGACACGACGUCCCUUCGCACAACUAGAGCCAAAGGGAAAGGUAAAGCAAGAGUUGAUGACGAGGUUCAAGAACAACAAAAUCUUGAAGAGGAGAAAUCACCACCUCUAGCGACACUGGAUAUCUUUGCUGGGUGCGGUGGUCUUUCUGAAGGAUUACACCAGUCAGGAGUUAGCGAGACGAAGUGGGCAAUCGAAUACGAUCGGGAGGCCGCUGAGGCCUUCAAAUUGAAUCAUCCAAGCUCAGAAGUUUUUUGUGAUAACUGCAACGUUGUACUGAGAGCUAUCAUGGAAAGAGGAGGGGACUUGGAUGAUUGCGUAUCUACUCCUGAGGCAGAUGAUUUGUGCUCCAAAAUGGAAGAGAUCAAGAAGAGCAAGCUUCCAAUUCCAGGAGAGGUUGACUUUGUGAACGGAGGACCGCCUUGUCAGGGCUUCUCUGGAAUGAAUCGUUUCAGUCAAAGAGUAUGGUCUAAAGUACAAUGUGAGAUGAUUCUAGCGUUCUUAUCCUACGCCGACUAUUUCCGUCCUCGAUACUUCUUGCUUGAAAACGUUCGGAACUUCGUCUCAUUCAACAAGGGCCAAACUUUCAGAUUGACUAUGGCCUCUCUGCUCGAGAUGGGUUAUCAGGUACGGUUUGGCGUGCUACAAGCUGGGAACUUUGGUGUUUCUCAGUCUAGGAAGAGGGCAUUCAUCUGGGCAGCAGCUCCAGAUGAGGCAUUACCGAAUUGGCCUGAGGCCAGACACGUCUUUGCAAGCUCACAGCUAGGAAUUACUUUGCCUGGUGGUGGGCAGUACGCCGCAGUGAGAGACGCAGGGCUGGGUGCUCCUUUCAGGGCCAUCACUGUCAGAGACACAAUUGCUGACCUUCCCGCGGUGGCUAACGGUGCUGACACCCAAAAGACAGUCUAUACCGAACCUGCUCAGUCCUGGUUUCAAAUGCAUACUAGAGGGAAGACCGACGUAUUGACUGAUCAUAUCUCCAAGGAGAUGAAUGAACUGAAUCUGAUUCGCUGCCAGCGUAUUCCCAAAAGGCCCGGGGCCGAUUGGCGCGAUCUUCCUGCCGAGAAGAUAAAAUUGUCCACCGGACAACUCGUCGACCUCAUACCCUGGUGCCUGCCCAAUACGGCCGCUCGGCACAACCAGUGGAAGGGUCUCUUCGGACGUCUUGAUUGGGACGGCAAUUUUCCCACUUCGAUCACCGAUCCUCAGCCCAUGGGGAAAGUAGGAAUGUGCUUCCAUCCCGUUCAAAAUCGAAUCGUCACAGUCCGAGAAUGUGCCCGCUCUCAGGGAUUUCCCGAUUCUUAUAAAUUCGCCGGUAAUAUCAUCUGUAAGCAUCGGCAAAUUGGUAAUGCUGUACCACCACCUCUGGCUUGUGCCCUGGGGUACAGACUGAAGGAGGCACUGAACUCAAAGAGAGGCUCGACCGGCUGUUGAUCUAUUUCUCGGUAAAUUUCUUAGGCGAUGGUGUGAUCUCUCUCUGUACGUAAGUUAUUUCAUGCAAAAGUCUUACGUUGCAGUUAGGGGAAAUUCAGAACAUUAAUAAGUCACAAGAAAAAUCAUAUGCAGACCAAGAAUUCAGCUUGUAACAUAAGAUCUACUGUGUCCAAGGCGUUCACUCUUAGUCUACCGUAUCGUCUUUUGAGACAAACAAGACGUACACAAAAUUCAUACAUCUGUAAUAUUCUCAAUUGUAGGAUCUCAUAUAGAUUCAAAAAAUUAAUGCUCAAAAUCGAAACAUGAAUGCCUUACUCGCCUGUCAUGAGAUAUCAGGACAGAAGAAGCGCUUGCAAUCUUCGUGGUAGAGGAUUUUAGAGUAUAUUUAGGUGAAUGCUAUUGACAUUUUUUCGUAUUAUCGAUGGGUGGAAAGGAAUUAACCAAGGUAAAUAUCUAUUCCAAAAAUUGAAAAUUAUGGUUAUGUAACCUCGGUAGUUAUUUGGAGCUCGAUUCAGAAUACUCAGGAGG
Molecule: messenger RNA, 6529 nt
Organism: Marchantia polymorpha subsp. ruderalis
Lineage: Eukaryota; Viridiplantae; Streptophyta; Marchantiopsida; Marchantiales; Marchantiaceae
Source: the annotation of a GenBank genome assembly